Molecule: messenger RNA, 1038 nt
Organism: Lasiosphaeria miniovina
Lineage: Eukaryota; Fungi; Ascomycota; Sordariomycetes; Sordariales; Lasiosphaeriaceae
Exons: 2
Coding region: 1-1038 (345 amino acids)
Source: RefSeq, a predicted model, not a curated record
AUGAACGGCGGCGUUUCCAAGGCGCAGACGCGCCAGUUUCAUCGAAAGCUAUCCAACGCCUCGGAAGGAAAGCUUGGAAACUCCCUGAGUACAGGACUGAGCUUCAGAGAACAGCCUCCAGAGCAAGGAGAUAUUGCACGAGACACACCCGUGUACAAGAAAAGGCAGCGCGGCGCGUCUUCCGUGGUCGACCGACUGACUGGGACGGACACGCAACGGCCUGGAGCUGAGGACGAGAAAGUACUGUACACCUCAUCCCCUGACCUCAAGCUCAACGGGCCAAGGCAGGUCUCUCCAGCCACGCAGUUGCGGGAACGGCAGAUCGGCAGCGAUGGUGACCGCGAAGACAACGGACGUCAGAUCAAGCGGGCGCGGUUGACACGGAAAAACUUGGCCCUGUUCGACAAGAUGGGGAAGAAGAAGGGACCCAAUAAGGCGUCGGCGUCUGCUCCGCCAGAAUCCACGAAAGUCAGGACUUUUACCACAGACGGCACUAGUCUCAACUUCUACACGCACUAUGCCGUCCCGUCGGAGGACGGGACCAUCAAAUACCACCAGUAUCAGUACGCAUCGACAAACGUGAAGAAUACUCACCAGGGACAUAAAGACGGCCGAAGACAGCUCAGGAACGAACAGCAACACGUAAGGGAGCAGUCGUAUGCCCUAAAGGAUCAAUUAAAGGAGCACGGGAAGCAGCGUCGCAGUGCCCUCGGACCCAUCUCCGACGAGCCUCCCCUGCUCGUUUCAGACAUGGAGCCGCUGGUUGCGACAAAUACGUACGGAGAUGAAGACGAAAAUGAAGCCGACUACGAGAUGGUCGAGCAGCCCUAUCAGCCCACGCCCCCGGCGUCGUCUAGACCAGAAUAUCAACCCAACCAUGGCAAAGAGUCAAGCUCCCACUCUACCUCGCCGAGGUCGCUGCCACCCGGGAAUGACGGCGAUUGCGGCGGUGGUGGCGGCAACAGUGCCCAGAAACGAAAGGCCUCAUUACCGCAAGGAUCCUCCCACGAGUCCUCCAGGCAACGGUUCAAGGAAUAG